Molecule: messenger RNA, 525 nt
Organism: Opisthocomus hoazin
Lineage: Eukaryota; Metazoa; Chordata; Aves; Opisthocomiformes; Opisthocomidae
Source: RefSeq, a predicted model, not a curated record
AUGACACAGCUGAAACGUGACCAUCCCACUGCUGUAAUUCUUAGUACCGAUGACUUCUUUAUUGAAAAUGGUGUAUACGUGUUUGAGCCCGAGUUCCUAGAGGAUGCGCACAAAUGGAACCAAAAGAGAGCACGCAAGGCAAUGAAGAAUGGGAAAAGCACUGUUAUUAUUGAUAAUACCAACAUCCAUGCUUGGGAAAUGAAGCCGUAUGUGAUCAUGGCACGUGAAAAUAGAUAUGAAGUUACAUUCCGAGAACCAGAUACACCCUGGAAGUUCAAUGUCCCAGAACUGACGAGAAGAAAUAUUCAUCAUGUCCCUCGACAAAAGAUACAACAGAUGAAAGAUCAAUAUGAGCACAACGUUACCUUCCACAGCGUUCUUCAGUCUGAGAAACCCAGCAGAGAUGAGAGAAGCUCCAGCGGACCAAACACAGCUUAUGGCAUGGGUGCCCGCUCCAACCGCCCUCCAGCCUUCUCAAACCGGAGACCUCAUGUGGCGCAUAGAAACCACAUGUCAUUUCACUAG